Molecule: messenger RNA, 3660 nt
Organism: Paralichthys olivaceus (Japanese flounder)
Lineage: Eukaryota; Metazoa; Chordata; Actinopteri; Pleuronectiformes; Paralichthyidae
Gene: hnrpkl
Product: heterogeneous nuclear ribonucleoprotein K, like
Molecular function (GO): RNA binding
Source: RefSeq, a predicted model, not a curated record
UCCAUUUCGGUAACAUCCAUUUCUCUUAGCUCCGCUCGCGGGUACGGUCUCGGGCGGCAAAAGAAGCGUACCUCCGCGUGAGCGUGGCGGAAUCGAGCUCACGCAACGUGUCCGCUCUCCAUGCUGAAAACGUGCGAGCGUUUGAGGAGGAAAACCUCAGUGACUGUGGCUCUACUGCAGAUCCAGGGAGAGGAGCCUGUUUGCAUUCCUCUACAGGUGCAAGACAAUGGAGGUGAAAAUGGAGCAGCAGGACGAAGACCUCACAUUCAGCAACACUGACACUAAUAGUAAACGCCCGGCUGAGGACAUGGACGAGGAGCAGGCCUUCAAACGAUCACGCAACACGGAUGAGAUGGUGGAGCUGCGUGUGCUGCUUCAGAGCAAAAAUGCUGGUGCUGUUAUUGGAAAGGGUGGAAAGAACAUAAAAGCUCUACGCACAGACUACAAUGCCAGUGUAUCAGUCCCAGACAGCAGUGGCCCAGAGCGGAUUCUGAGUGUGAACGCCAGCAUCGACACUAUUGGUGAUAUUCUGCUGAAAAUCAUACCAACUCUAGAGGAGUACCAGCAUUACAGUGGGAUUGAUUUUGACUGUGAGCUUCGCCUGCUGAUCCAUCAGAGCUUGGCAGGGGGCAUCAUUGGGGUGAAAGGUGCCAAGAUAAAGGAGCUGAGAGAGAACACCCAGACCACCAUCAAGUUGUUCCAGGAGUGCUGUCCACACUCCACUGACAGAGUCGUCUUGGUGGGAGGAAAGCCAGAACGUGUCAUUGAAUGUAUAAAAGUUAUCCUGGAGCUGGUGUCAGAGGCUCCAAUCAAAGGUCGUGCUCAGCCUUAUGACCCUAAUUUCUAUGACGAGACAUAUGAUUAUGGAGGUUUCACCAUGUUAUUUGAGGAAAGAGGCAGACGACCCAUUGGUGGGUUCCCUAUUCGCGUGCGUGGGGGCUUUGAACGAAUGCCCCCCGUGCGUGGCAGCAGACCCUUGCCUCCCUCCAGAAGGGACUACGACGACAUGAGCCCUCGUCGGGGUCCUCCACCACCUCUGAGCCGAGGUGGACGAGGCGGCAGCCGAGCUCGAAACCUGCCUCUUCCCCCGCCUCCGCCACCAAGAGGAGGGGGAGACAGGUUUUCACAUGGCAGCUACCACAGCAGCAUGGACGACAGACAAAGCGACAGGAGAAGCCGAGGAGACCGUUAUGACAGCAUGAGUGGAGGCGGAUAUGACAACAAUUCUUCCUGGGAGCACUUUCAGUCUGGUGGCAGAGGGUCAUACAGUGAUAUUGGAGGCCCAGUCAUUACGACACAAGUCACCAUCCCAAAAGAUCUGGCUGGCUCUAUCAUUGGAAAGGGCGGCCAGAGGAUCAAGCAGAUCCGCCAUGAGUCUGGGGCAUCCAUCAAGAUUGAUGAACCACUAGAGGGCUCUGAGGACCGCAUCAUCACCAUCACAGGAACACAGGACCAGAUCCAGAACGCCCAGUACCUGCUGCAGAACAGCGUGAGGCAGUACUCUGGUCGGUUCUUCUAGAAACAAGAAGAGUGAAGCCAUGCUACUGUACGGUUUGCUCCUUCUAUUCAGAGCCUAUUUUCCUCUGCUUUGGGUAGAAGCGCCUCCUCCCCUCACUACCACACACUACGCCACCUAUCUGUGCAUUGGAAACUUUAUUUAGAGGUUUUUUGAGAAAAUCUUAAAGCUGUCAAACAGCAAACAAAAAGUCAACAAUGUAUUUCUGUGCUGGUGUUAUAAUUUUUUGGGAGACUGUUGUGCUGUCAUUGGAGUAAACUCAUAUGUAUGAUAACUUCCGGUGUUGUGAGCCGCCCCCUGGCCCUUAUCUCCCUCAUUUCAGUACAGCAUGCAGAAUGUAAUCUUUUUUGUAAGGAACACAGUGUGAUUUUAGGUUGUUCCUUUUUUUUUUUUUUUCUCAAAUGUUGAAGCACCCUCUCCAAAUGAAGAUGCAUGUUCUCAAGAAUGGGUAAAGAACCAUUUAAAUAAUCUUUAAUUUUUACACAACCCCCUUUUUCACUUUAAAAUGAAGUACUUUUUGUAAAAUGGGCUUUAAAGGAAAUGUUUGACAUUUUAGGAAAUGUGUUUGUUCUCUGGGGCAGGUUUUACAAAGAUAAACUUUGUUCCGCUGGAUGCUACAGUCAUACAUUUCACAAAGCUUCGACUGCACCGGCGUUCCCGAAAACCUGUAUUGCUUGUCAACUACAUAAUUUAAUAAACAUUGCUGGUUAGGUGGGUUGAGAUCUGUCGACUGCCGAACAUGUUCCACAUGAUUCACAUCAUUUUCAUACCCAAACAUUCACUGAUCCUUGUUGCCUUAUGGACGUGUAAAUUCUCAUCAUGUUUCCCUGCUCAAUUUUCAGGUUUUUCUUUCCAUCAUUUCCCAGUAAAUCAUCACAUGUGAAGUCUAGUCAUUUAUAUUUAGAAAAAUCACUUCAAUCAGUUAUCAGAACUAGAACUGAUCAAUUACUGGGUGUCCGGGAAAAUAAUUAGUUCUCAAUUUCUCAAAUGUAUUCAUUCAGUGUGAUUAAUCUUUCUGAGUUUCCCAUUAGUUAGUAUGAAUGUGUUUAGAAUUCUUAGAAAAAUAUGCUGCCUGAGAAUCUGUGGGGUUUUAUUUACUACUAUCUAAGUAAUCCAUUGAUAGUUGUGCCUCCAUUCAUGGUUACACUGCAAGUAAGAGCUGCUUAUAGUGUAUUUGGUAUUUAAUUUCCAGAUUGUAGUCAAAUUUAGGUUAAAAAAGGCUAAAGUUGUAGCCCACUGUUUAACUGCUCACUAAAUCAGGCCCUUUUUGUAAAGGUUGUUCAUUUGUUAAUAUAAAUAAAGACUAUUGCUGUUUAUAAUGCAAAUAAAUCCCAGGGGUUGAAUGGCUGGAAUAAAAAUGAAUCAUGUGGCUACUUUUAUGAUGAUUGGGCAGGUGCAAGGCUCAGAUUUACAUUUGACCCCCUCACGAAACAAAAAAAAACUCAUUUUCACUCAUACAACUUCAGUUUUGUAUGGAUUAUGUGUAUAACGGGUGAGGCACUGAGGUUUGAACUCUGUCUUGGACAGAGCCAGUGCAGCCUGUUCCCCUUUGUUUCCAGUCUCUAUGAGACCUAAACCUUUCUGCCACAAAACAAAUAAACAUCUUUCCCUCAAUGUCAAACAUUUGCUCUUAGGUGGAAUAAAUGUGCGAUACAGCAAAAAUACUUUUUUAAAGAUGUUUUGCUUUUCAUUUGAAAGACAAGGAGCUGUAUAAAGUGUGUGUGUAUAUAUAUUUACAUAGAAACUGAUAAUUUCAUGAGUGCUUAGAAUGGUACCAGACUACUUUCUACUUUCAUGGAAGGACAUGGAGCCAAAAGACAGGUCUGGCCAUCUUUUUUUCUUUUCCUCUUUAUUAUUUGAUUUAUUUUCUACCGCUCUCCUGGAUGGACUCGCUGUAAUGCAACCUUAACAUCUGUCCAGUUGGAUCCAUUAAUUCUUUAAGUGACUGUUUAAAAUUUGUAACCUUUUCUUUUUUUUUUAAAUGUUUUUUGAAAGGAUCUAUUGAGAUGCAGUUACAUGUGAGGAGUUUGCAGCUUUAUGAGUCCAUAAGUGGUGCCUGUUUUUGUGUGUGUGAUCAUAUCUAUUUCUGUGUCAGAUAUCUGUACCUGCAGGUGUUGAGUAAAUAAAGUCAGUGUUACACUUCA